Molecule: messenger RNA, 1323 nt
Organism: Paramecium octaurelia
Lineage: Eukaryota; Ciliophora; Oligohymenophorea; Peniculida; Parameciidae
Source: the annotation of a GenBank genome assembly
UUUUAAUAAGAUGUGGUUUGGAUUUAAAAAAUAGAAUGACACCCAAAAUACUUAGCAAGUUCAACAAUUUCCUGCAUAUAGACACAAGGCAGCUCAUUAAUAAGGUUAGUGCAUGUUUAAUAUAUAACGUUAGGAGGUCUUAACUUAUCAUUUGGGGAAGAAAAUUCUGAAACUUAAAAAGUGGCAGCAAGUGUGUUUAAACAAUUGAGUGGCAAGUUGAUAACAGGAAAUUUCGGAUCAUUGAUGCAAAUUAGCAAGCCCAUCGCAAUGUCUUUGGAUAUGAGUUUUUUACAUGGAGUGGCUUUGUAAAAAAUAAUAAUAUAAACUUAAGAGGACACACAUUUGGUAAUUUAUUGGAAAGAUGCAGCCAGUUAUCACCAAUGGAAUAAAUUAAAUAUAUCUCGGCUUAUCAAGUAAGAAUAGUAAUCAUCAUAUAGAUAUCCGGAUUGCAUUGCAAUGGGGAAAUUACAAAAAUGAAAUCACCUUUGGAUCCAUUAGUGGGAGAGACAAUUUAAGUAAUGUUAUAGUAUCUAUGAGUGUAGUUGGUGAAAGAGGAUGGCACAUAAUUUUUUGCAGAAUAAACAUCUUUCGAUCCACCAAUUUGUUUUUAUUACAUAUAGGGAAAUAAUUAUAAAAUAUACGGAGAUGACAGAUUAGAAAUAUCAGUACACAAGACUGUCAAUUCAUUAACAGGAGUGCAGAAUGGUAGAUAAACCAUAAUAUUCAAUAAUGGUGCUGUGUAUAAGUGUACAUAGAGACCAACAAUGUAUUGAACUCUAACUAUAUAAAAUUAAGGGAAAUAACUGGAUUGGUGAUGGGAGAUCGACUUUUGAAUUGGCAAGGCAAGAUGGUCAUAGAAGGACCUGGUGUGAAAUCAGUUAUUACAUUCAAUUACAAUGCUGAAGGGAUGAUGUCCAAAAUUACUUCUUUCUUCAAGUCUUAGGAAUAAGCCAAAAACUUCGACAUUGUAGAGAUAGACAUUUUUGAAGUGCAAACUGAUGAAAAUGGAAAUAAAACAGAGUAAUAUUGUAUAUUUAUUAUUGUAGAACUCUCAUUUAAUAAGGAAUUGGAUCCUGGUUGGAAGGAUUACUCUUUGGAGAAGAGAAACUUUGGUAGAUAGACGAAGAAAAGAAGCCUUGGAUCUCGCCUUUAGAAGUAUUAGAAUCUGAUACUACCAAAAGAGAUGAUCUCUUAUUUAUGAAGAGUCAAAAGAUGGAGGACGCACAAAAGUAUAAUUUAUUUUAUCUUUUUUAUAGAGCCAAAUUGUAAUUGGAAGAAUAGAAUUUUAAAGACAUGGAUAAUAGAAGAAAAAAAUAAUGAAUA